Talaromyces rugulosus is the source of this 1248-nucleotide messenger RNA. RefSeq lists its product as uncharacterized. Bases 1 to 1248 code for a protein of 415 amino acids. Gene Ontology annotation, molecular function: zinc ion binding; DNA-binding transcription factor activity, RNA polymerase II-specific. The record is from RefSeq and is a predicted model, not a curated record. Gene Ontology annotation, biological process: regulation of DNA-templated transcription. NCBI's taxonomy places the organism in Eukaryota, Fungi, Ascomycota, Eurotiomycetes, Eurotiales, Trichocomaceae. The transcript is spliced from 3 exons.
AUGACAAAAUCCGAAUCCGAUCCGGAAACUAGAGUAUAUGUAAGCAAUAGCGGAGGCUUUCUGUGCGUCAAAAAGGGUCCGAGAAUUACAUCGCCUCAACGACAGCAUUCGAAUAACAGCAAAUUCGUGUCUUUCACUUGCUUUCAUGACGCAAUGGAUGCUUGUCAGGGCGUUGGUUCCGAUUUCUCUCCAGUACAGGCUCGUGUGUCCUGCGAGCCCUGCAGGGAUAAAAAGGUCCGCUGCACUGGAGAGCGCCCAGUAUGCUCACGAUGUAAAUCUAAGAGCCGGCAGUGUGUGUACUCGGCGCAGCUGCCGACCGGCAGACCAAAAACCGCAGUCCGUAGACGGACACGUGCUCGUCCCUACCUCCAUCGCGAGGACCGGAUUUUGCCGUCGGAGGAAGCAAGUGAUACUAUCGUCGAUGUGAGUUUUACUGCUCAGUCUACGCCCACAGACCCCUGCGAAGCUUCGCAGGCUCCCAGACCCCCAGGAGUCCCUGAUGUACAAACGGCGCAGAACCCUGGUAAUAUCGCUCCACCAUACGUGGUCGACCUGGAGAAUCACCCUCGGACUCGAGAGUCUCAAUCAGUUUAUCCGUCGCUGCUAGCAAACGAAGCCAAGCCAAGUAGCUGCGCAUGCCUAUCCAUAAUGUACCUAAUGAUGGAACAACUACGAGGACAGGAUCAGUUCACCGUCCCAGAUGAUCUGACUAUAUUACGGAACUGUCUAAAUUCCGCCCGUCAGGUCCUCGACUGCACACACUGCCCGUUGCGUUACCUGUCUAUCGUCCAAAAUGCCACCAUCCUCGGCGCACUAUGUCUGUGCCUCGCGGAAUGCUACGCACGUGCUCUUGAUUGGAUUGAUGGAGAAGCAAAGCGCGCCAACAGCGCAAAACAGCAGAAGCGAUUAUCCGUCCUUGCUUCGAGUCCCGAUGUCAUACAUGGGCCCUCUCUCACGGUGACCAUGCCAGCUUCCUUCGCGGUGGAAGUUGCGCCUUCCGAGUGGAGGAACAUGAUGCGCAACAUCGUCAAGGCCGAGCUUUUUGGAACCGAGUCUCGAAAACAGGAUUGUUUCAGCUCCUUCAUUUCGGCCCUGGAAGACCGGCAGAGGAGCUGGCAUCGAACACCUCCCGCGCCGGACUGCCCACCAAUGUACCGGUCCCCAUGCAACGUAGAUGAUCCUCUACCUACCUGUCUUUCGAUCGUCAACGAAGCUAAAAAGCUGAUAUAUCGAAUUGAGAAUAAUUAG